Trichoderma breve is the source of this 1473-nucleotide messenger RNA. Its product is annotated as glycosyl hydrolase family 30 TIM-barrel domain-containing protein. Bases 1 to 1473 code for a protein of 490 amino acids. The transcript is spliced from 2 exons. The record is from RefSeq and is a predicted model, not a curated record. Gene Ontology annotation, biological process: glucosylceramide catabolic process. Lineage: Eukaryota; Fungi; Ascomycota; Sordariomycetes; Hypocreales; Hypocreaceae. Gene Ontology annotation, molecular function: glucosylceramidase activity.
AUGCGUUACGCUCUCAUCGCCUCCAUGCUUGGCCAAGCCGCCAUCAGCGUUGCUAUGCCUUCGGAGCCCGCUCACAGCCCUCGUGCUGCCGGUGCCCAGGCCUACGCAUCCAACCAGGCUGGUAACUACAAGCUCACCUCCAUUGCUGCUCCCGUUCAAGGCAAUGGAAGCCCUGGCCCAUCUACUUGGAACCUGUCCAUCGACGACACCAGCAGUGGCUACAAGCAGAAGAUCGUCGGUUUCGGUGCUGCCGUGACUGAUGCCACCGUCACUGCCUUCAACGAGCUGUCUGCCAGCACCCUCAGCCAGCUGCUCAACGAGCUCAUGACUGGUGCUGGUGCUAGCUUCUCUCUCAUGCGCCAUACCAUCGGUGCCUCUGACUUGUCUGGCGACCCAGCCUACACUUAUGACGACAACGGCGGCAACGCUGACCCUGGCAUGACUGGCUUCAACCUCGGAGACCGUGGUACUGCCAUGGCCACCAUGCUGGCUCAGAUGAAGGGCCUCAACUCCAACCUCCAGAUCUUUGGAUCUCCCUGGAGUGCUCCUGGAUGGAUGAAGCUGAACAACGCCAUUGACGGCAACACCAACAACAACAACCUGAACGAUGGUUACCUCACCAACAACGGUGCUCAGUACUCGGCUGCUUUUGCCCAGUACUUUGUCAAGUACAUCCAGGCAUUCGAGUCGCACGGCGCCACCAUCAAUGCCAUUACCCUCCAGAACGAGCCCCUGAACAGCCAGGCUGGCUAUCCCACCAUGUACAUGUUCUCGUACGAGCAGGGAGACCUGAUCCAGAACUACGUCGCCCCUGCCUUGAAGGCGGCCGGUCUGAGCACCAAGAUCUGGGCUUACGACCACAACACUGACCAACCUGAUUUCCCCGAGCAGGUCAUGGGCAUCGCCGCAGACGAUGUCUCUGCCGUUGCAUGGCACUGCUACGCCACUAACCUGGACUGGACUGUCCUGACCAACUUCCACAACUCCUACCCCAACACUGACCAGUACAUGACUGAGUGCUGGACCCCCUCCACUGGUGCUUGGAACCAGGCCGCCUCCUUCACCAUGGGACCUCUCCAGAACUGGGCCCGUGGUGUUGCUGCAUGGACCCUCGGCACCACUGCCCAGGACGGCCCUCACCUGUCCAGCGGUGGCUGCGGCACUUGCACUGGUCUCGUCACCAUCAACAACGGCCAGUACACCUUCCAGACUGCUUACUACAUGAUGGCCCAGUUCUCCAAGUUCAUGCCCGUUGGAGCUACCGUCCUGAGCGGCACCGGCAGCUACACUUACUCCGGCAGCGGCGGUGUUCAGUCUGUUGCUUCUCUCAACCCCGAUGGUACCCGCACGGUCGUCAUCGAGAACACCUUCGGCAACGACAUUUACAUCCACCUGAGCACCUCCAGUGGCCAGGAGUGGAGCGGCAACGUCCCUACCAACUCUGUCACCACCUGGGUCCUCCCCGCUGUUUAA